Messenger RNA from Nothobranchius furzeri (turquoise killifish), 4280 nucleotides. RefSeq names its product very long chain fatty acid elongase 6. The record is from RefSeq and is a predicted model, not a curated record. Gene Ontology annotation, molecular function: fatty acid elongase activity. Gene Ontology annotation, biological process: fatty acid elongation, monounsaturated fatty acid; sphingolipid biosynthetic process; very long-chain fatty acid biosynthetic process. NCBI's taxonomy places the organism in Eukaryota, Metazoa, Chordata, Actinopteri, Cyprinodontiformes, Nothobranchiidae. Gene Ontology annotation, cellular component: endoplasmic reticulum; endoplasmic reticulum membrane.
GACCAGAUCAGCAACCAGCGCACACGCUGCCGUCAAAUCCUGUCGUUUAUCUCAGUAGUUCAGCUGUUGUUCGUUUUUCUGCCUUAAAACCACCCGGAAGUUCCUGCGGGAGAAAAUGAACCAGAGUGAGCUCAGCGGCUUUGUCUUCGAGCAGCAGUUUGACCAGAAACGAGCUCUAGAAUGGAUGCAGGAAAACUGGAGCAAGUCAUUUAUGUUCUGUGGCCUGUACGCUACGCUCGUGUUCGCUGGUCAGUACUUCAUGAGGGAAAGGCCCAAACUGAACCUGCGUUGGCCGUUAGCGCUGUGGUCGCUCAGCCUCGCCAUCUUCAGUAUCAUUGGAGCCUUCAGGACCGGAGUUUACAUGCUGCACGUUUUCUCAAACCGAGGCUUCCAGCAGACGGUUUGUGACAACUAUUUCUUCAGAGCUCCUGUCACGAAGUUCUGGGCGUACGCCUUUACAAUCAGCAAGGUCCCUGAGCUGGGAGACACCCUGUUCAUCGUCCUGAGGAAGCAGCGUCUCAUCUUCCUCCACUGGUACCACCACAUCACCGUGCUGCUCUACACCUGGUUCUCCUACAAGGACCAGGUGGCGGGCGGCGGCUGGUUCAUGACCAUGAACUACACAGUUCAUGCCCUCAUGUACACAUACUACACUGCGCGUGCGGCCGGCGUGCGCGUGCCCCGGCCGUGCGCCAUGAUCAUCACGGCCGCUCAGAUCCUGCAGAUGGCCAUGGGUCUAACAGUUCUGGGCCUGGUGCACCACUGGAUGCACGACGUGCACUGUCCCUCCAACGUGGAUAACGUGGUGUGGGGCUCACUCAUGUACCUCAGCUACCUGAUUCUGUUUGCCUUGUUCUUCUAUGACGCCUACCUCAAGCAGCCAUCUGGAGACAAAAGAACCAAGGCAGAGUAGAGAUGUUUCCCCUGACUGCUCAGGAAGUCUAAAAACGGUGGUACUUCAGUGGGUCUGGGGAUUUGGAGGAGACCGACUCGGACUACAUUUUAAUUUGAUUUCAUGAGUGUUUUGAUAAUGAGAAUUAUCAACGAUCUGUUUCACUCACUUCACCUAAAAUAUCUCCAUGACUCUUUACUAAAAACAUCAGGGCUAAAUAUUUGAAAAACGUUUAAUGAACAUUUCUGAUUCAGAUAAUUAUUAUUGAGCAUAACAUCAAUAUGCAUUUGAUCAAAACAAAGAACAAAUUCACAUCUUAUAGGAUUUUAAAAGAAUAAAAGAAGUAAAACCAGGUCAAAGAAGGAGGCACUAUAAAUAUAUAAAAUAUAUUUAAUGAUUGUAAAAGCACAAACACACUAAAGAGCUCUAAAUACUUUGUUGAUGUGAUUUUUUGCACAAUUGAGAAGUGAAGGGUUAGAGUUACCUAGUAGUAAUAAAUAAUGGAACCUGUGGAAGUGAAAAGCAAAUAUCAGAAAUAAUGAAACCAUUUCUGGACAUUUUAUCCAUCCACCAUCUGGGAGUUAACCCAACCCUUCCUUUCAGCCGAGGGACGGUUGGUUUUAAACAGAUGUGAUCCUCCUGACCAUGAGUUUUUGUUCGUUUUUGAACAAAAACACUCAAGUACAGCUACCCUUGGGCAUUCGUUUUCAUCUAACUUACAAGCUGCAUCUAAAACCUUAGAAUACAUCUGCAAAAAUGUGACCUCUUCUUCUUAGGUUCAGUAAAAGGUUCAGCGCUUUGGGCGUCCUGACAGGGUUGCGGAAGGCGCUUUAUAAAUAAAGCUUUGAUUGAUUGAUUGAGUAAAUGGGUAAUGAGAUAAAUACUUUUUAAUUGUACUUUUUUGUGUCAGAGCUACUGCACUUAUUGUUUUCUUUGUGUCAGGAUCUUACACUGGGGGAAAUGGAGACCUCAGACUGAUGCUAGAACACAAACAUUACUCACUGUUUGGGUUCACACCAUGUUUUUGGUGCAUCUUACUCUAAAAUGUACAUGUGAUAGUUGAAUGUGUUGUUCAUUUCCACCGCCUUAAAACCCUGAAGUAUUUGUAGUCUAAACAGAGUGGUGACUUAAACCAUGAGGAGUGACGUUGCGGACCUUAAAACUCCGGUUUUGUCUGUCCACACGCAGACACCCAAAACGGAGAAAACGCAGAUCUUCACUUUGGCCGGAGUUUUUAAAAAGAUCCGUUUUCGUGUGAAAAAACUCCGUUUUCGUGUGGAUGACAGGCCAAAACGUAGAAAAAUAUCUACGUUUUGGCAGAUCCCCGGCUACGUGUGGACGUGUGACCGUCUUCCAUAGACUAUCAAAGAGGAUGCAGAUGCAUCAUUUUUAUAAAUAAAGGACCUCUAUCUGCUCUUGACUCAAAGAAAAGCCCAAGUCUAAAUAGUCCAAAGUUGAUGCCAAAGCCGUUUCAAAUGAGUUGCUGCCAUCUUUGUUGUUUUGCUUCUUCGCAGCUCUGGUGCUAAUCCCUCCCACCAAACCAAUAGAACGCCGUGAUUGGCAAGACAGAACUGCUUGGGCUUGCUGAGUCUCCAAUGGAGCCUGCUUAGACUGACCUGCAGAGCAAAAUCCUUUUGCUUCUGUUAUGGUUGUCUAGAUUUCUAGACUAGACUUGGGGUGUCUAAUGUAGCAUACCAAAAGUCGGUGCCAUUUCUGACCUGCUUUCCUAUGCAAAUUAGUAAUGUUGUAAAGGCCACAAAGAAAUGGUUUGUUCUGAUAAAAGCUGGUUUAAUAUGUCAUAAUCCCAGAAAAAUCACCCUAAAUCUGCAUCUCCUAACCCACUGCAGCAUCGGCAAUAUAUAAAUGCUGGUCACGGUAAUGCCAACCAUAGAACAGCGCUAGCCUGAGCUACUGCUAAUGCUAGCCCAACCUACCACUGAUGUUCUAGUUGAAAGAGAUGAAAAUAACCAAGAAUAAUUUUGGAACACCCAACGUUCCAGGAUGUAUUGGGAAUGUCCAGACUAGCUGAAUGCCAGGUAGAGCCAUAGCUUGCCUGUUGAGUUAUCCAGAUAUGAUACACAGCUGUACAGUUUCUAGCUUCAGGAAACGGUGUAGAGCCAUUUGGGUAAACUGGCCUAUCAGCACACAGCUCAUGUAGUAUUUAUGUUCUGGCCAAGUGGGCGGGGCUAACCAAUCAUAGGCUUUUGUUAUGUGGUUGUAUUUAGCUAGGUAUCAAGGCUCCUAGGCCAUUGUAAGUCACCAAAAAGUUUCAUUUUCUUUAUAGAAGCCUAAAGAAUAUUUUCUGAUUGUAAAAAGCUGUCCUAAAACCCCGCAAACCCUCCCGCUGUCCUAUCGAGUGAAUGGAUCAGUAGAGUUGAUGGUUUCUACCUUAGGCUCCAUGGAGCAGGGGUGAGGUGAUGCUCACUCCUCAAAAACUGGAAAAAAAAUAAUGUAAAAGUCCAAGUCCGACCCAGUCUUUGUCAUUUUUUGAGCUGUUGUUUUGUUUAUAAAAGGCACAUGCCAUACUAGACUACUUUCUCUUCAAUUUCACCCAUUCACACACUAAUGGUAAAGAGCUACAAUGUAGCCACAGCUGCCCUGGGACACACUGACAGAGGUGAGGCUGUCGAACUCCAGUCCUUCUGACCACCACCAGCAGGCAUUAAGUGUCUUCCCCAAGGACACAACAGCAGCAUUCUCUGCCAGGGUCCGUCCUACAACCCUCCGAUUACUGGACAGCCCGCUCUCCCUCCUGAGCUACUGCUGUCCUUUACUCAGGAGGUAGAGCGGGUUACUGCAGGAGUGAUCUCAGCUCCCACCAGGGUACUCUGCUGUUGAGUCCUUGGGCAAGACACUUCACUCAGCUUACUGGUGGUUAGAGAUGAUGCACAAGGCUGCCCCAACUCUGUCAGACUGCUCCAGUGCGUCUGUAGCUACGUAGUAGCUUCCCAUCACCAGCAGCGUGUGAGUGCAUGAAUAAUGGAAAGUGCAUUGAGUGCUUUAUAAAUCAAAUCCUUUAUUCUUACAUUCCUUUUUUCUAAAUACUAGUUAUGUUAAAGCAAAGGUGUGUGUUUGUAUUGUUUGCAUUAUUCUGAUCCGGCUAACGUAGUUGUAGAUCAGAGCUGUUCUUUAGGGAGCAGGUGCAGGAAGUUGGGUGAGGUUUUUCUAAGUGAUUGAAAGAAUUAAAAAAAACUCCUUUUUCUGAAGUAGCUUUUUAGAUCCUUUCCUCCAAGCACUCAGUAAAACCACAUCCUGACUGAGAAUUUACACCAGUACAUGUGGAGUUGGUUUUUUUUAUGUUCACAUGUGAAAACAUGAAUGUGAAAUCUAAGCUCUAAUCAAAGGGAAGAAUGGGCUUUUCAUUUUGAAUAAAUUUGUUCUCAAUUUG